Xiphophorus maculatus (southern platyfish) is the source of this 4234-nucleotide messenger RNA. Its product is annotated as AN1-type zinc finger protein 5-like. Gene Ontology annotation, molecular function: zinc ion binding; DNA binding. The transcript is spliced from 6 exons. Bases 161 to 832 code for a protein of 223 amino acids. NCBI's taxonomy places the organism in Eukaryota, Metazoa, Chordata, Actinopteri, Cyprinodontiformes, Poeciliidae. The record is from RefSeq and is a predicted model, not a curated record.
GUCCCUGUUUCGAAUGUCGGGAACGCGCCCUGGGUAGGAGGCCGCGCGUUCUGCUGGGGACACAACUUGUUCAAAUCUAAAGCUCAAGGUCGUUGACAGCCUCCGGUACCUUGGAUUUCAGGAAUAUCCUCUCCCACCCCCCUUCCCCCUCUGUCAGAGCAUGGCUCAGGAGACCAAUCAGACGCAAGUGCCAAUGCUUUGCACUAUGGGAUGUGGUUUCUAUGGUAACCCUCGCACCAAUGGCAUGUGCUCUGUCUGCUACAAGGAACACCUGCAGAGACAACAGGGAGGGGGACGAUCCAGCCCUCCCGGAGAGAAAGCUGCUACAUCACCAUCAGGAUCACCAACAUCAGCAACUGUAACUGUGGAAGACACAAACUCAGAGCUUAGUACAGAAGCAGCAGGAACGCAAGCUGAGGAACAAACAACCAGUCCCAGCUCUCCGAGCCCAGUAACUCAACAGAUGACAGCUAUGAGCAUCUCCCCAGACUCAGGGGCCGUAGACUCCGAUCGAGCAGUGGUUGAGGGAGGAGAGGAGGAGGAAGAUGAGGAAGAGGGCACAUCCAAUAGCGCAGAACCUGUGGGUGAUGAUGCACAAGCUUCUUCUGAAGGUGACCAAACCCCCGAUAAGAACAAGAAAAAGAACCGCUGCUUUUCUUGCCGGAAGAAAGUGGGCCUUACUGGUUUUGACUGUCGCUGUGGCAACCUGUUCUGUGCCAUCCAUCGCUACUCUGACAAACACGACUGUCCAUACGAUUACCGGAGUGCAGCUGCUGCACGCAUACGCAAGGAGAACCCCAUCGUGGUGGCUGAAAAAAUUCAGAAGUUAUGAGGACUAAGUGCAAUAAAAGUCUCUACGACUUUGUGAAUUUGAACAAUGGCAACUUGGAUGAAAAACACCCGACAUCGUGGCUUCAUUUGUUCAAGGUAGUCGAAGGCGGGCGGGGUGGAGCGACGUGGUCGCAGCAAAAGUCAAGACACGCCCCUUACUAGUAUUUCCCUCCCUCUCUUUCUCUUGCUCUCUCUCUCUCGCUGCUAGUGACUGCAGCUAAAUCUGAGUGUCAGUGUUUUGGGCUUGUAUGAAAGUGUGUGUGCGCGUGUGUUUGCAUACAUCUGCUUGAGAGUUAGGGAGAGAGUAGUAGGGGCUUAAUGGACAUUUGUUUUGCCAUGGGGAGGGAAGGGAUUUCAUUUUAGACCUUUUUGUUUCUCAACUUAGAGGGAUCGUGUUAGUCAUUUUUAUUUGUACAAUCCCUGUGGGUCAUUGAAAUAAAAUGGGUAUAAGCAGUUUGGGAAUGUGCCACAGCCUGGAUAAUGAAACCAUAUUAUUCAGAAGGUGUUAGUUCAAAAAGAGAAACAAAAAAAAAUCAUGUGUCAGACCUUUUUAAGGGCUUUGGAAUAUUUUUUGUCUUAGACUUUAAAAUUUCUGUAACCUUCAUUUUGAAAUUGCUUUUUCCCCCUCUCUUUAGCUCUCAUUCUUUGGAUCACCACAUGUUGAAGUCCGAAGGCUCAGCAUUUUUUUCAAAAUUUCUUUCUUUAGGUUGACAUGCAUGGAUACUGGGUACAUGAACAGCUAUUGAUUGGGGAGAGAAAGGUCAGAGCUGUUGGAGAACCUCGACUUAACUGAGUGAUUGAAUCCUGUUUUUUUUUUUUUUUCUGUUUUAAUGAGCGUAUGACUUCAGAAGAUCUAUAUUAAUAUAUUCUAGUUAGCUUGAAUUGUGUGAUUGCAUUCUAUUUAUUUUAUAUUGUUUGGUUGGUAUGUGCUGGAGGAUUGGUGGCAUGUGUCAGCAGAUUGUUAGGAUUUGCACUUUGCAGUUUUAUUUAAUGAAUUCCAUCCUUACUCUAUAACCAUGAAAGUAAAAUAAUACAACCUCUCAUAUGGAUUGGAGUGCAGUUUCACUGCAAUCUGUGCAUUAAGAUUGCCUUUUUCUCACUGUUUUUCUUCUUUGAAAUAAAGCACAACAAUGGAUAUCAACUGCAGAGCACAAAAUAUGUGCCAACCCUACUUGGUUUUGUUCAGCAUUUUGGUCAUUUGAAGUUCUUAUCUGAGCUAUAGAACAGGCUCAGAUGAAAAAUAAUGUCUUGUUUUAGUAAUGAGGUGUACUAUAGGAGAUUUUCCUUGAAAACCUUUUUUUGUGUGUGUGCAUUUUUGUUUUUGGAGUCGGAGUGAGGCUCCACGUUUCUCUAACCACCAGCAGACCACUGACACAUGCUGAAUGAAAACUGACCCGGGUCGCAGUUAAGCUACACAAAAACAUUGUUCUGCUCAGCUACAGCAAAGAUUGUCGCCGUGCUGUGCUUUCUGUUCUUUUUUUUCUUUUUCUUUUUUACAUAGCAGUCUGAUUCAGACGAGUCCUUAUGCAAAGAUCGCUUCUAGCUAGCUUGUUUUCAGGAAGUUCUGACCUGAUGCAUGUGUGCAGUUGGACAUGAAGCCCAGCGUUGCAAGUUGACUGCAUAGUUGGAAAUGUUGGAGCUGUAGUCUGGAAAGGCCACCCUCAGCAGUAGCACAAUGCAUGGCUGAAACCUUUGGGGCUGAAGUUAUCAGGACUCAACAAUUUAUUAUUUUUUUUUUUCCAAAUGUAAAUAACAUAUGGCUCCAAUUCAUAUAGUAUAAUCUUUAUGUAGAUUAUUGCCAGGUAACUAAGGUGAUGGAUUGAGGUGAAGAAUAGUACUAUGUGUAUUAAAGUGCUUUUCAUAAUUAUCCAAAAAAAGAAAAGUGCCCUUACUGGCACUGACAAUUUUACCAAUUUAUUACCCCAUUUAAUGUACAAUUAUAACAUGUAAAAUUUUGUCUUUUCUGUAAGCCACCUGCUACUUGUAUCUUCACCAAGCCAUGCAUCUUCUAUUUUUUACAAUCAUAAUGUUUAAAAAAAAAGCCUCCUUACGCAUUUAACAUCCCUUACUCUGUAUUCUGAUCCAUGCUUUUAUCCUGUUACUGAGAUUAAAAGUUUAUAAAGGCCCCCGUGACGUUCAGGUAGCAGUUGAGGUUUCACGUUUUCAUUAUUUAAGCUUUCCCCGUAAACGGCGCUUGAUCUUGAUCAUUAAGUAUUUAUAGAAAAGCUGAAAGGAAACUGAAAGGUGUUUUUUAUUUUUAUUUUUGUUUGUUUUUUUCCCGAAAAGAAUCUAAUGCAGAUUGUGAUCGAUGUGAAGCUUUUCUUCUGAGAUGAGUUUCCGCUUUAACUCCUCGAUUUGAAUUCCUGUUGAAGUCUCUGUGUUGGUGAUGGACAUGUCUGAAUGGCUGCUGGGGUGAGGACUUGGCAUGCCAAUACCGAGCCCAUUUACCUGUGAUAGGCUGAGCGUCUAUAAACCCUGACUGUGAUUAAUUUCUCCUGCCGUUUUGCAUCUAGUGGAAAAUUGAAAUCCAGAUGGGGGUGAAUCUUGGGUGAUGAUGAGACAAAUAACAGUCUCGCUUUACGAAGACUUAUAGCUGGUGAAUUCUGAAUAUACAUACAUAUAUAUAUAAACAUAAUUCCCAGACUUUAAAAUAUUGUUUGAUACAGAACAUUUAGUUUUGCUUUACAGAUGACUUGUAAUAAGAUUGUUCGGCUGCAUAGAUCAUGGGGGUCCCAGGAUUUGUGCUUAUUAACGACUGCUCAUAUCAGUAACCCGACCCUGUAAACAGGCUUUUUUCUAAUAAUUACGAGCAGUUUGAAUGUAAACCACGAUAUUUCACACAACAUGUUAUGAUGUCAAUUUAACAGACUAUUUGGAUUUUAUUUUGACUGUUUCAGGGAGAGAAUGGAUAGCCAGUUGUCAUUUUUACGCAAGUGUCAGUUGAACCACUAACAUCGUUUAGACUGUGAUUUGGCACCAGCAACUAGAGUUAGCAUUCCUACAUAAUCUAGAUUCCAUCAGUACAUUAGCCUCUCUUUUUUUUCUGUGUAUUGAUUAUGUUCUGCUGUCUUCAAUUCAAUGUUAACGUCACCGUUGAUAAUAAAUGUCUUGAUCAUACAGGAGGUUUGAUUGAUAUUGAUAAAUCUAUAUCUUACGUUUUGUUUAAGUUCUGUUUCCCCACAGGAGUAAAUGCAGAUUAAGGUUAUUUUGAUCACUGUCAUUAAAGAUUAAUUGUGGAGAUUUCAGAUUAAAUUUUUGUUCAGAGAUAUAGUUCCUGUCCCUUCGCACUCCAGUCCCCCAGAGACACCACCAGAUAACCUUUUUUUUUCUUUUAAGAGUUAGGAUUGUAUGAUGUGUAAGAUUAAGUAUAAAACAAUAAAAUCACAAAGUUUAUUUUAAAGUA